This is a messenger RNA of Nelumbo nucifera (sacred lotus), 1841 nucleotides long. NCBI's taxonomy places the organism in Eukaryota, Viridiplantae, Streptophyta, Magnoliopsida, Proteales, Nelumbonaceae. The record is from RefSeq and is a predicted model, not a curated record.
AUGGGUUUAAAGGAAUCAUCAAGUGUUCCAGGGUCAGAUGUGCAGGACACACCAGUUGUUGGGUUCCAUAUCAUUAGAUGGUAUAGUCAUGAGUUAUCUGAAGGUGGUAGAUUUUGUUAUAAGAGAUCUGCAGAUGGGAGGGACCCAUCAAAUGGUGAGCCAUCAGAAGUGCUUGUUGAUUUAUUGACACAAGCAAUAUCUCCAUUCCUCCAUUUGUCUUCAGAUACUGCAGUGGAAGUCCAUGCUCCAGAAGUAGUAAUUGCUUUGGGAAGCAAUGUGGGUGAUCAACUUCAUAAUUUUAAUUUUAAUGAAGCUAUAUGGUUGAUGAAGAAGUCAGGGAUUCAGAUCAUAAGACAUGGGUGUUUAUAUGAAACAGAGCCUGCAUAUGUGACCGAUCAGCCACUCUUUCUCAACUCUGCAGUUAGAGGAGUAACAAAACUUGGGCCCCAUGAACUACUGGGUGUGCUUAAGCAAAUUGAGAAGGAUAUGGGCAGAACAGACGGGAUAAGGUAUGGCCCAAGGCCAAUUGACUUAGAUACAUUGUUUUAUGGGAAGUUCAAUGUCAAUUCUGAGAUUCUUAAUGUUCCACAUGAAAGAAUUUGGGAAAGACCCUUUGUAGUGGCCCCACUAAUAGAUCUACUUGGUUCUGCCAUAGACAGUGAUACAGUUGCAAGCUGGCAUUCUUUUUCAAAACAAACUGGAAGACUUUUUGAAUUAUGGAAGAAACUUGGUGGUGACUUUCUUAUUGGAAAGGAAGGAUUAAGGUGAGUUUUACCCAUUGGAAAUCAGUUGUGGAACUGGUGGGAAAAUCAUGUCAUGGAUGUUCUUAACCUGACUCCGGAUAGUUUCAGUGAUGGGGGAAAGUUUCAGUCUGUAGAGACUGCAGUUUCUCAGGUAUGCCUGAUGCUCUCAGAAGGGGCAGAUAUUAUUGAUAUUGGUGCACAAUACACACGCCCAUUUGCUUCUAGGAUUUCAGCAGAAGAAGAACUAGAUAGAUUAAUACCUGUACUAGAAGCUGUUCUGGAAAUACCAGAGCUAGAAGGGAAGUUCUUAUCUGUGGAUACUUUUUACUCAAAAGUUGCAUCUGAAGCAGUCAAUAAAGGUGCUCAUCUUAUCAAGGAUGUGUCUGCUGGGCAGUUAGACUCCAGCACGCUUAAGGUUGCUGCAAUUCUAGGAGUUCCUUAUGUUGUAAUGCGUAUGAGAGGGGAUCCAUGUACAAUGGAGAAUAGUGAACAUCCAUAAUAUGAAGACCUUUGUAAGCAAGUUGAUUCUGAGUUAUCUUUUCAGGCUAGAGAAGCAGAAUUAGGUGUGCCAACUUGGAGGAUUAUUAUUGACCCUGGAAUUGGAUUCUCAAGGAAAAAUGAACACAAUUUAGAAAUUCUCAUGGGUCUACAAACCAUUCGAGGAGAGAUUGCAAUGAGGAGUUUGGCCAUUUCUCAUGUUCUCUUGAUUGGACCUUCCAGAAAGAGGUUUUUAGGUGAGAAUUGCAAUCGUCCAGAUGCCUCUGAUAGAGACCCUGCAACUGUUGCUGCUGUCACUGCUGGGAUUUUGGGUGGUGCAAACUUUAUAAGAGUACACAAUGUUAGGGAUAACUUGGAGGCUGCAAGGCUCUGUGGUGCCUUGUUGAAGCAGAAAAGGGCCAUGCAUGUAGAUGUUGUAUAAUAUUGGUUUAUUGAGCUAGCUGAGCUGCCAUCAUCUCCAUCUAGAUAACUGUCAUUUUUUUUACCAUGAUUAUGUAUCUACCACCCAUUGUUAUUCAAUCCUUUGUUAAUGAGACAGCCUUGGUUUUGAUGGCAUGUAGAAACCAAGCCAGGAGAUGUAAAAUAUGUUGAUUUAUUGCA